AGCCAAAGAGCUAUAAACUUCAACCGGCCACAAGAGUGUGCAUGUGAGGUGACUGCAUUUUUUUUUUUUUCCUGCCAAACCAGAAUUAGCCGGUAUAGGAAUGAACGAGCAUGAGGAUUUGAAAUCGCGCCGAUUGGAAGGAAGCCCUGGCUAGGGUCGGGCACCUCCGGACGCACCUCUUUUAAAGCCGCCCAGACCGGGGCGUCGAGCGUUGAGCUCCACGAAACGCUCACCUGGCCUGGCAGCGAGCGGCAGACGGGCCCGGGCGCCCCGCACGAGCGCGCGGAGCCGGCGGAGAGCCGAGGCGCGGGCAUGCCCAGGAUGACAGGCGACAUCGCAACGCAUCUCCAUGCCCGGCUGCUCGGGGGGCUCGGAGCAGAGCAGCAAGCUCGGGGAGCCGGGCGGGGAGCCGAGUGAGGCCGCAGCCCGGCGGGCCGCGGGCGAAAAAUCUUGGAAAAUGUAUACAAGUCAUGAAGAUAUUGGGUAUGAUUUUGAAGAUGACCCCAAAGAUAAGAAGACGCUUAAGCCCCACCCAGACAUUGACCGAGGCUGGGCUUGGAUGAUGGUCCUUUCAUCUUUCUUUGUGCACAUCCUCAUCAUGGGCUCCCAAAUGGCCCUGGGAGUCCUCAAUGUGGAGUGGCUUGAAGAAUUCCACCAGAGCCGCGGCCUGACGGCGUGGGUCAGCUCACUCAGCAUGGGCAUCACCUUGAUAGUGGGACCUUUCAUCGGCUUGUUCAUUAACACCUGUGGGUGCCGCCGGACGGCGAUCGUGGGAGGGCUGGUCAACUCCCUGGGCUGGGUGUUGAGUGCCUAUGCUGCAAACGUGCAUUAUCUCUUUAUUACCUUCGGAGUGGCAGCUGGCCUUGGCAGCGGGAUGGUCUACCUGCCGGCGGUGGUCAUGGUGGGGAAGUAUUUCCAGAAGAGACGAGCCCUGGCCCAGGGCCUCAGCACCACGGGGACAGGAUUUGGAACGUUCCUGAUGACCGUGCUGCUAAAGUACCUGUGCGCGGAGUACGGGUGGCGGAACGCGAUGUUUAUCCAAGGUGCCGUUUCCUUAAACCUGUGUGUUUGUGGGGCGCUCAUGAGGCCCCUGUCCCCUCAGAAAGGCGGAAACAACCCAGGAGGGAAAGAUCCACGCGUCCUCCCGGAGCUCUCCACUGAGUCCGUGAAGUCAAACGGACAGCCGGGCAGAACAGAAGAGAGGGACGGCAGGCUCGGGAACGGGUACACCCUUGGUGACGUGCAAGCCCAGGAGUGCCCAGAUCAGGCCCUGCCCAGGAAGAACAUGUGGGCCCUGCGGGUUCUGAAGACCAUCAGCCAGCUGACCAUGAGGGUCAGGAAGGGCCUCUCGGACUGGUACUCGGGCUAUUUUGGGACGGCCUCGCUCUUUACCAAUCGAAUGUUUGUAGCCUUUAUUUUCUGGGCUUUGUUUGCAUAUAGCAGCUUUGUCAUCCCCUUUAUUCACCUCCCAGAAAUAGUCAAUUUGUAUAAUUUAUCGGAGCAGAACGAUGUUUUCCCUCUGACUUCAAUUAUAGCAAUAGUCCACAUCUUUGGAAAAGUGAUCCUGGGCAUCGUGGCCGACUUACCUUGCAUCAGCAUUUGGAAUGUCUUCCUGCUGGCCAACUUCACCCUCGUCGUCAGCAUUUUUAUUCUGCCGCUGAUGCACACGUAUGCCGGCCUGGCGGUCAUCUGUGCACUGAUAGGCUUUUCCAGCGGGUAUUUCUCCCUAAUGCCUGUCGUGACUGAAGACUUGGUUGGCAUUGAACACCUGGCCAAUGCCUACGGCAUCAUCAUCUGUGCUAAUGGCAUCUCUGCAUUGCUGGGACCACCUUUUGCAGGGUGGAUCUACGACAUCACCCAAAAAUAUGAUUUUUCCUUCUAUAUAUGUGGUUUGCUUUACAUGGUAGGAAUACUCUUUUUACUCAUUCAACCGUGUAUUCGAAUUAUAGAACAAUCCAGAAGAAAAUACAUGGAUGGUGCACACGUUUAGUGUCAUGUAAUGUUUCGUGUCAGAUUUCAUUGUGAUACUCAUGCCUACCUCACCUGGUUGCUGGGAGGCACCUAUGACAGAAUGUGGGAAAGCACUUUGUAUGGUAACUGGCAUUGUCAUUUGUAAAUGCCAUUGUCAUGGCCUCAUUUGUAAGCAGCACUGCCUCUCUGGGGACAAGCAAUGCUAGAAGGUAUUAAGGUCUACAUAUGUUUUAGAGAUGACAAUGUUCUUCAAAGACAGCCUAUUAAAUAAUGGGUAGAAAUGCCCUUAUAAAAACUAUUCUCUCCUAUCCACUGCAACUAGGGUUUUAGAUACAGCUUUUAAGGCAAAGACAGGGAAUAAAAGCUUUUCAACUCAACUGCUUCUUUGUAAGGUGAAACUGAAGUAUCUGUAUGCUUCUGGAAAGCUCUCAGAUAAAUGGGUUUCAAGCACAAGAAUAUGACUUGAUUCCAGAAAUUAAUUAUUACAGGGAGCUAUUGAUCUAACAAUAUAAAACAAAGGCAGGCUCUAACAAUUAAACAUGGGUUUUUUUGUUUGUUUUUUUUGUUGUUGUUUGUUUUGUUUUGUUUUUUGAGAUAGGCCUCACUCUAUCACC
Molecule: messenger RNA, 2585 nt
Organism: Lemur catta (Ring-tailed lemur)
Lineage: Eukaryota; Metazoa; Chordata; Mammalia; Primates; Lemuridae
Gene: SLC16A14
Product: solute carrier family 16 member 14
Exons: 5
Coding region: 350-1990 (546 amino acids)
Biological process (GO): transmembrane transport; monocarboxylic acid transport
Molecular function (GO): monocarboxylic acid transmembrane transporter activity
Source: RefSeq, a predicted model, not a curated record